Calidris pugnax (ruff) is the source of this 4301-nucleotide messenger RNA. RefSeq names its product RecQ helicase-like 4 (gene RECQL4). Gene Ontology annotation, biological process: DNA replication; double-strand break repair via homologous recombination; telomere maintenance. The transcript has 27 exons. The record is from RefSeq and is a predicted model, not a curated record. Gene Ontology annotation, molecular function: ATP binding; four-way junction helicase activity; zinc ion binding. Gene Ontology annotation, cellular component: nucleus; cytoplasm; chromosome. Lineage: Eukaryota; Metazoa; Chordata; Aves; Charadriiformes; Scolopacidae. Bases 99 to 4115 code for a protein of 1338 amino acids.
GCCCGGAGGCCGGGGUGCCCCCCCCCCGCCCGGUUCCUGGACCCCCGGAGCCCUCAGAUCCCCCCCCAUAAGAUCCCGGGGAACUGUCCCUGGGCGCCAUGGAGCGGCAGCGGGAGGUGAAGGCUCUGCUGAAGCAGUGGGAAGCGGCCUUCCUGCAGGAGCGGCGGAGGAAGCCCAGCCAGGCUGACAUCCAGGCGGCUCCGGAGGACACCAGGCGGCUCUACAAGGAAUAUAAGAUGCUCAAGCAGCAGAGAGAGGGGGGGGAUCCCUCCCCUCUCAGCCCCUCCUGCCAAGAGACAGCCCAGGAGACCCCAACCACGGAGCAGGUACCGGAGAAAUGGCUCUACAAGGAAUAUAAGAUGCUCAAGCAGCAGAGAGAGGGGGGGGAUCCCUCCCCUCUCAGCCCCUCCUGCCAAGAGACAGCCCAGGAGACCCCAACCACGGAGCAGGCUCCAGACUCUGGUUUUUGGGGCGCACACCUGAACCGGCAACCGAAACCCCCCCAGCCGAGCCACCAUGGCCGCGCCGUGCUGAAAUCCUCAGUGCAAUAUUAUGGGAUGAAGCUCAAAUCCAACCUGGGAGCUGGUGGAAAGGAGACACCCCUGACCCCCAAAAGGACCCCCACUCCCAGGAGGACCUUGGCCGUCCCCAGACUGCGGACAAAUUUGGGGACAAGUGACAAAGCCACGUCCCCAGAGGUGGCGGUGGAGGCAUCGCAGGGCGAGGGAGAGGAGCCAGGAGAUCUCCUCCUUCCUCCCUCUGUGUCGGGGCUGGCCCCCCUCAUCCUCACCAUGGGGUUGAAGGCCCCCCCGACGCCAAAUAAAUUCCAGCAGCUGAAGCAGACGGUGGCACAAAGACUGGGCUCACUGGAUCCUGCCUGGCUGAGGAGAUGCCAGGGGACAUCUGGAGAUGAAGAAGGGACAACGCUGGCCCCUGCUCAGGAGCAGAGGGAGGUCGGAUGGACCCCCCCGGAGGAGGAAGAGGAUGGUGGGGGACCCUCAGUGGGAGAUUCCGGGAGGAAAAGGCCACGUGGUGGACACAGCGAUGGGGGAGAUGGUGUGGUGGUGGCUCCCCCAAAGCUCAGGAGGUGCCACCAAGGCACUGCCAACGGGCUGAAACAGAGCAAGGAGGAAGAAGAGGAGGAGGAAGAGCGCUUGGCAGCCCCAAAGGAGAGCGGGAAAGCCUCAGAUCCAUCAGAAAACCUCCUGGGGGAGUUUGAGGAGGAGGAGGAGGAGAAGCCCAGACCCACCCGCAAAGCUGUCCCUGCCAGAACAGCUCCGAAGAGAAGCGGCAACUUCGUCAGGCUUAACCUGAAGAGGAAAUCCCACGUCCGAGGGCAGGCUCUGCGGGGGAAUCGCCUCCGCAGGCAGGUGUGGAAGCAGAAGUGGCAGAAGAAAGCAGAAUCCUUCGGAGGAGGUGGUGGAUCCAUGGAGAGAAGCUCAGACGUUUGCUUUCGGUGCGGCGGGACAGGCCACUGGGCAUCCACGUGUCAGGGCCGAGAGCCAGCUGCUGGCUCGCUGCUGGAAGAAGGUGGCCAUGGUGAUGAUGAAGAAGAGGAAGAGGAGGCUCCCCUUCCCACACUGGAAGAGGUGGCUCGCAGGACCAACAGCGUUUGCUCGGAGCUCCUCGAGAGUGGAGGAAGCCAAGGGGAAGGAUCCCAGAAGAUUUUGGAGGUGGUGACUUCCCUGGAUGUGCGGAGACCGGCGUACGAGCCGCCCCCCACCCCUGCGCCCAUGGAGCCCCUCUACGCCCCGGGGCCGGAGGGGAAGGUGCAAGACACCCCGCAGGAGGUUUUUAAGGCUCUUCAGGCUUUGGGCUACAGCUCCUUCCGCCCGGGCCAGGAGGUGGCCGUCAUGAGGAUCCUCUCAGGCCUCUCCACCCUGGUGGUCUUAUCGACAGGGAUGGGGAAGUCCCUCUGCUACCAGCUCCCUGCUUACCUCUACCACAAGCGCUCCAAGUGCAUCACCUUGGUCAUCUCCCCAUUGGUGUCCUUGAUGGAUGACCAGGUCUCAGGGCUACCACCAUGCCUGAAGGCCGUCUGCAUCCACUCCAACAUGACCAAAAGCCAACGGGAAGCGGUGAUGGAGAAGGUUCGGCAGGGGGAGGUGCAGGUGCUUCUCUUGUCCCCCGAGGCCUUGGUUGGUGGAAGUGGAUCAGGAUUUGGCUACUUGCCCUCCGCCGAUCGCUUGCCCCCCGUGGCCUUCGCCUGCAUCGACGAAGCUCACUGCCUCUCCGAGUGGUCCCACAAUUUCCGACCCUGCUACCUGCGGCUCUGCAAGGUUCUCCGGGAUCGUCUGGGCGUGAGGUGCUUCCUGGGGCUGACAGCCACGGCCACCAUGGCCACGGCCCGGGACGUGGCCCAUCACCUGGGCAUCCCGGCGGAGGAAGGGAUAGCUGUGCGCUCCGCCGCCGUCCCCCCAAACCUCCGCCUCUCCGUCUCCAUGGACAGGGACAGGGAUCAGGCCCUCGUCUCCCUCCUGCAAGGGGAACGUUUUGGCUGCUUGGAUUCCAUCAUCAUCUACUGCACGAGGAGGGAGGAGACGACGCGGAUCGCGGCCCUCAUCCGGACCUGUCUCCAAGGAAUUCUGCUCAAGGAACCUUCCAGAACCGAAGAGCCAGGGCAGGAUGGUGCCCAAAAGAAGAAAACGAAGGCAAAGAGUGGCCGCCGGCCGCUGAAGUGGAUCGCCGACGCUUACCACGCCGGCCUCUCGGCCGCCGAACGCCGCCGGGUCCAGAAGGCUUUCAUGAGUGGCCAACUCCGCCUGGUGGUGGCCACCGUGGCUUUUGGCAUGGGCUUGGACAAGCCCGACGUCCGGGGCGUCGUUCAUUACAACAUGCCCAAAAAUUUCGAGAGUUACGUGCAAGAAAUCGGCCGGGCCGGGCGAGACGGUGAACCUGCUCAUUGCCAUCUCUUCCUAGACCCGGAGGGUGGGGAUCUCCACGAGCUGCGGCGUCACAUUUACGGCGACACGGUGGAUUUUUUCACCAUCAAGAAGCUGGUGCAGAAGGUUUUUUCUCCUUGCAAGUGCCUGGAGCUUCACCAGAAAAGCCAGGACGUCGUCAAGGGCUCUGAGGUGGUGGAUGCCCAGAUGGCCGAGCUCUUGGAGAAAGAGGAGAAGGAGGAGGAGAAAGAGGAGGAGGAGGAUGGUGGGGAAGCAGAGCGGGUGUGCUACAAGCACGAGCGAGCCAUCCCCGUCCAACAAACGGUGGAGUCCUUGGAUGUACGGGAGGAAGGGAUUGAGACCCUCCUGUGCUACCUGGAGCUGCACCCACGACGUUGGUUGGAGCUCCUGCCCCACACCUACUCCUCCUGCCGCCUGAUGUGCUACGGGGGACCCCGGCAGCUCCGGGCUGUGGCACGGAGUUGUCCCCCUGUCGCCGUGUUCCUGGCCCGGGAGCGUCUGGCAGGGAGGGAUCAUGGUGACACCAGCUCCUUGGAGUUUGACGUGGUCUCCUUGAGCGAUUCCAUGGGGUGGGAAGUGCCGCUGGUGAAACGUGCCCUGCGCCAGCUCCAGUGGGAUCCAAAGCUGCGUCAAGGUGGCCACAAGGAAGGGAAGAGCGGGGUCCUGGUGGAGUUUGCAGACUUGUCCUUCCACCUGCGGGCCUACGGUGACCUCAGUGACCAGGAGCUGGACACCGUCUGCGACUUCCUCUACCAAAGGGUGGUGGCCCGGGAGAAGACAGCUCUUGGCCAACUCCGUGCCUGCUUCCGGGCCUUCCAGAGCGUGGCCUUCCAGACCUGCCACCCUCACCCUGAGGACGAGGAAGAGGAGAGGAGCUCCCGCCUGAAGGCUCUGCUCAAGGACUACUUCGAGAAGGAGUCCCCUGAGCGUGGCUGCGAGGAGGAAGAGGAGCAGGAGGAAGAUCUCAACGCCGUUAAAGAGUGGGAGAGCCAGAUCCGCGCCGACGUCCGCCAUUUCCUCGCCAUCCGCCAGGACGAGAAGUUCUCCGGCAGAGCCGUGGCCAGGAUCUUCCACGGCAUUGGCAGCCCCUGUUUCCCUGCCCAGAUUUACGGCCGCGACCGCCGCUUCUGGAGGAAAUAUCUCCACUUGGACUUCCACCGCCUCGCCCGCUUGGCCACCCAGGAGAUCCUGGCCAGCAGGUUUUCCUGUUGAGGAGGUGGUGAGGGACCGCUGGUGGCCGGAGGGGACAGUGGGGACGUGCCAGUGUGUGUCCUGGGAUCAGGGUGGUCCCCACCCGCUGUUGUCCCCACACCAUGGCCCUGCCCUGGGCUCUGCUGCUUCUCAGCGAGGUCCUGGUGCAGGAUGCCACCACCCAGAGCUGCCUCAUCCCACCAGCUG